This is a messenger RNA of Raphanus sativus (radish), 1015 nucleotides long. RefSeq names its product ethylene-responsive transcription factor ERF018-like. Lineage: Eukaryota; Viridiplantae; Streptophyta; Magnoliopsida; Brassicales; Brassicaceae. Bases 174 to 773 code for a protein of 199 amino acids. The transcript has a single exon. Gene Ontology annotation, biological process: regulation of DNA-templated transcription. The record is from RefSeq and is a predicted model, not a curated record. Gene Ontology annotation, molecular function: DNA-binding transcription factor activity; DNA binding.
UCAAGUCCAUCGUCUAUAAAACCCCACACAGCCGCAAAUUCGAAUCAAAUCAGACUAACAAAAAUAAACUAGAGAUCUCGAAACGGAACAGAGUCGAAUCGAAAUCAAAACCAAAUCUAACCGAACCGAACCGAACCGGGUGUGUGCUUGUCUUUUCUUCUUUGUUAUUUCCAAUGGCGAAGAAGGCGAUGAAGGAGGAGGAAGAGAAUCGAAACUCGUCGACGCAGUCAAAGUACAGAGGCGUGAGGAAGAGGAAAUGGGGAAAAUGGGUGUCGGAGAUCAGACUUCCACACAGCAGAGAACGCAUCUGGUUAGGCUCCUACGACACUCCCGAGAAGGCGGCGCGUGCCUUCGACGCCGCUCAGUUUUGUCUCCGCGGCUGCGAUUCAGAUUUCAAUUUCCCCGAUAAUCCACCGUCGAUCUCCGGAGGAAGGUCGUUGACGGCUCCGGAGAUCCGAGAAGCUGCUGUUCGGUUCGCCAACGCUCAGGACGAUACUAUUAGUGUCCGGGGAGAAGAAUCGGGUUUGUCGGAAAUCCGACCGGAGUCUCCUUCAACUUCCGUCGUGUCUGAAGUAGCUACGUCGUCGGCGACAACGCUGGAUUGCGAUAUGUCGUUCUUCCUAGAUAUGAUUCCUACUGAUUUCGAGAUGUUUCCAGGGUUUGAUGACUUCUCCGACGGCUUCUCUGGUGAUCGGUUUACUGAGAUUUCACCCAUUGAAGACUACGGAGGAGAAGAGAUUUUUGAUGGGUCUUUGUUUCUUUGGGACUUUUAAAUAUCCAAAGACAGAAAAAAAUCGUAAAGAGCGAGUUGUGGUUUCUUCGGGGAUAUGGUGGAGUAAUCUGGAGAUUUUUUUUUUUGUAAGACGGAGCUCCGACAACCCGGAAACUUGAUUCGUUUCGGAUUCUGUAAUAUGAUGACGUGGAUGAUCAUUCUUCAUAUCAUUCCUAUUUUUUCAUUUUUUUGUCAUUAAUUAAAAUCUUUGGAUAAAUAACAAAUCAUUGUUCAUUCUGUCAA